AUGCGCUACAGCCGUACCAAGAAAAUACGUCUGCAAUGGGCCAAGAACAAGAAACAUGUCAACAAUGGCUAUCGCCUGGAGAAACAAAUGCGCUACAGCCGUAUCAAGAAAAUGCCUUUGGAAUUCACCGCUGCCGAUCGUAUCUACUUCGAUAAGUCCAUUAAUUUGGCUGCCUGCAUGAAGGAGAAUUUCCAAGAUGAACUUGAAUCGUUGGACUUCAGAACCAAAGCCGAAGAGGGACGCAUGGAAAUCAACAACUGGAUUGCCAAUGUAACACACAAUAAAAUCCCCGAAAUGUUAAAUCCCUGCGAUGUUACCUCCGACAGUCAAAUGGUAUUGGCUAAUGCUGCCUAUUUCAAGGUUCAAUGGUCGGAUAAAUUCGAUGCCAAAGAUACAAAACAGGAGAUUUUCUAUACCAACCCUAGCCAGUAUUCUUUCGUAAUCAUGAGGCAUAAACGUGGAGAAUUUGAAAUUGGUACCGAUUCAACGCAAUUGUGCAUCGAGCAUACCGCAAACUUGAAUGGCUUCUCCACGGAAACAAGCCUGAUGUUUGGUGAUGCCGAACAUGUUGUCAAAAUCAAGGUUGAUGAGGAGGGCAGUACUGCUGCAGCAGCCACAGUUGUUUUCAGUUUCCGUUCAGCACGUCCCGCCGAACCAACCAAAUUCGAAUGUAAUCAUCCAUUUAUGUUCCUGAUCUAUGAUAAUACCGCAAAGGCUGUACUCUUCACUGGUAUUUAUCGUGAUCCCAAAACACAAAAGUAG
Musca vetustissima is the source of this 762-nucleotide messenger RNA. RefSeq names its product serine protease inhibitor 88Ea-like. Gene Ontology annotation, molecular function: serine-type endopeptidase inhibitor activity. Bases 1 to 762 code for a protein of 253 amino acids. The transcript has a single exon. NCBI's taxonomy places the organism in Eukaryota, Metazoa, Arthropoda, Insecta, Diptera, Muscidae. The record is from RefSeq and is a predicted model, not a curated record.